UUUAACAUUUUCCCUGAAAUGUAAUCCUCUACUCACUGCAAGUGCCUCCUGUUCCAGGACUUACGUGCUGGGCAAUGACGAUGGGGCUGGGAUGGGGGCAGAAUAAAGGAGCCAGGACCUGAAACACCAACUCACACUGAGACCUUGAACAAAGACCCAGAGUCUUUUCUUCCAGGAGGCUCAGCUGCUUUUCUUACUCAUUCGGUCUUCAGAUUCUGGCACAAGAUGAAAGCUUCUGGUCUUCCCAUCUGCCUUCUCUCUGCUGCAUUUUAUCUCUUCUGGACACCUUCUGCUGGGCUAAAGACACUCCAUUUGGGAAGCUGUGUGAUCACCACAAACCUUCAGGAAAUGCGAAAUGGAUUUUCUGAGAUACGAGACAGUGUGCAAGCCAAAGAUGAAAUCAUUGAUACCAGAAUCUUGAGGAAGACUGAGUCUUUGCAAGACACAAAGCCUACAGAUCAGUGCUGCCUCCUCCGCCACGUACUGAGACUCUACCUGGACAGGGUAUUCAAAAACUUUAAGACUCCUGACCACCGUAUCCUCCGGAAGACCAGCAGUCUUGCUAACUCUUUUCUUACCGUUAAGAAGGAACUCCGGCUCUGUCAUGCCCAUAUGACAUGCCCUUGUGGAGAGGAAGCGACAGAGAAAUACAGCCAGAUUCUGAGUCAUUUCGAAGAGCUUACGCCUCAAGCCGCAGCGGUGAAGGCUUUGGGAGAGCUGGACAUUCUCCUGCAAUGGAUGGAGGAGAUGAAAUAGGAGGAGAGCGAUGACCUUACUGACAGUGGUGCUGGCCAAGCAUCCCAGUCCUUGGUACCGGCAGAAGCAUGGCCCCAAACCAUCAUCUUGCUGCUGCAGAAUCUAGUGCUGGUCACCAUGUAUAUAUUAUUUAUUUAUUUAUUAUUUGCUUCCUUAUUGUGUUUGUCUCCAUGUUUUCCUACUCUUAAUCUAGCCCAUGGUUUUAUAAGAUUUUUGAUAAUAUUUUUUCUACCAUUGGGUGUAUUUAUUAGUUAAUGUAUUUAUUUAUUUUUGC
Molecule: messenger RNA, 1030 nt
Organism: Mustela erminea (ermine)
Lineage: Eukaryota; Metazoa; Chordata; Mammalia; Carnivora; Mustelidae
Gene: IL20
Product: interleukin 20
Exons: 6
Coding region: 226-756 (176 amino acids)
Source: RefSeq, a predicted model, not a curated record